Mytilinidion resinicola is the source of this 399-nucleotide messenger RNA. Its product is annotated as cytochrome b5. Gene Ontology annotation, cellular component: endoplasmic reticulum membrane; intracellular membrane-bounded organelle. The record is from RefSeq and is a predicted model, not a curated record. NCBI's taxonomy places the organism in Eukaryota, Fungi, Ascomycota, Dothideomycetes, Mytilinidiales, Mytilinidiaceae. Gene Ontology annotation, biological process: sterol biosynthetic process. Bases 1 to 399 code for a protein of 132 amino acids. The transcript is spliced from 3 exons. Gene Ontology annotation, molecular function: heme binding.
AUGGCAGACAAGGAGUUCACGUAUUCCGACAUCUCGGCGCACGCGACCAAGAAGGACCUCUUCCUCGUUAUCCACGAUAAGGUCUACAACGCCUCGAGCUUCGUUGAUGAGCAUCCCGGUGGAGAAGAAGUCCUCCUAGACGUCGGCGGCCAAGACGCAACAGAAGCCUUCGAAGACGUCGGCCACAGCGACGAAGCCCGCGAGAUCCUCGAAGGCCUGCUGGUAGGGACACUGAAGCGACAGGAGGGCGACCCAAAGCCCAAGUCCUACGAACCCGGCAGCGUCUCCUCCUCCGAUGCUGGCGGCCUGGGCGUCGGUCUAUAUGCCCUGAUCCUGAUCGGCGGCGUGCUCGCCUUCGGCGCCUACCAAUACCUGCAGACGAAGCAGGAGUCGACCUAA